AUGGCGGAGCGUGGCGGAUUUCGUGGUGGCUUUGGCAGUGGCGAGCGUGGAGGUCGCGGCGGUCGUGGCGGCGCUGGUGGUGAGCGUGGCCGUGGACGUGGUCGCGGACGCGGAGGUCGCGGUGGGCGCGGUGGCAAAGACACGGACAAGGAGUGGACGCCGGUGACGAAGCUGGGCCGUUUGGUGAAGGAUCGCAAGGUGACGUCAGUGGAGGAGAUCUACCUCAAUUCGCUUCCGGUGAAGGAGUUCGAGAUAAUCGAUGUGCUGCUGCCGAACCUGAAGGACGAGGUGCUGAAGAUAAUGCCGGUGCAGAAGCAGACGCGGGCCGGCCAGCGCACGCGCUUCAAGGCAUUCGUCGCGAUCGGCGAUCACAACGGGCACGUGGGCCUGGGCGUGAAGUGCUCCAAGGAGGUGGCCACUGCUAUUCGGGGCGCCAUCGUGGCGGCCAAGCUCUCAGUGAUACCAGUGCGACGCGGCUACUGGGGCAACAAGAUUGGACAGCCGCACACAGUGCCCUGCAAGGUGACCGGCAAGUGCGGCUCGGUUCUGGUGCGCCUGAUCCCUGCGCCGCGCGGUACCGGCAUAGUGUCGGCGCCGGUGCCCAAGAAGCUGCUGCACAUGGCGGGUGUCGAGGACUGCUACACGUCGGCUGUUGGCCAGACAGCCACACUUGGCAAUUUCGCGAAAGCCACCUACGCUGCGAUCCAGCGCACCUACUCCUACCUGACGCCGGACUUGUGGAAGGAGCACGUGCUCGAGAAGACGCCCUACCAGCAGCACUGGGAGUUCCUGUCGCAGGAGCAGCCCACUCGCAGUUGA
Messenger RNA from Gongylonema pulchrum, 819 nucleotides. NCBI's taxonomy places the organism in Eukaryota, Metazoa, Nematoda, Chromadorea, Rhabditida, Gongylonematidae. The record is from the annotation of a GenBank genome assembly.